Thalassophryne amazonica is the source of this 1435-nucleotide messenger RNA. It is a transcript of the gene commd1, whose product is annotated as copper metabolism (Murr1) domain containing 1. Gene Ontology annotation, cellular component: endosome. The record is from RefSeq and is a predicted model, not a curated record. Gene Ontology annotation, biological process: negative regulation of sodium ion transmembrane transport; negative regulation of protein localization to cell surface; positive regulation of protein ubiquitination. The transcript has 3 exons. NCBI's taxonomy places the organism in Eukaryota, Metazoa, Chordata, Actinopteri, Batrachoidiformes, Batrachoididae. Bases 60 to 602 code for a protein of 180 amino acids.
GUGACCACAGUGAGGCAGCAGCAUGGCGGACGCGGAGGUGUCGGCGGUUGAAAUCUCUGAUGCGGCUUGUUGAGCGGAAUCGCUCAGAAAGUUUAUACGGAAACGCCGAAGUAACGGAGGAGCUGCUGAAAAACGAGUUAUAUCCUGAAGUACCGCAGGACGACUUCAAGGCUUUGUACGAAAAAAUGAAGGCGCUGGUGAAGUCCAUCGCCACAGCGGACAUGGACCACAGCCAGCUAGAGGCCUACCUCACAGCCCAGACCAAGAAGCAUGGUGGCGGCAGGCUGAGCACUGAGCAAGCUGCCGCGCUCUCUCGUUUCUGGAAGAGCCACCGAACCCGGGUGAGGGAGAGUUUGCUGGCUCAGAGUCACUGGGAGCCCGGCCUCAGGGGCCUGUCCUGGAGGGUGGACCUCCAGACCGCAGCCAGCCAGGAGGGUGCGGCCGACAGUGGUCCAGUGGCCCUCCUGGAGCUGGAGCUGGGCCGGGCGGGUCAGGACUCAGAGUUUGUCUGUCUGGAGUUUGAUGAAGCUAAAGUGAACCAGCUGCUGAAGAAGAUGUCAGACAUCCAGCAAAGCAUCGACGGCGCCGCUCACCGCAGCUGAACCCGUGCCGCCCUCACACAGGCGCCAAACUGCUUCUCUUGUCAGACUUGAUGGUGCCGCUGGAGCAUCAGUAUGUUUCUGCUAAAUCACAAAAGUCAAGACAGCGUUUAUUCAGCAUCCUGCUGAACGAGUUGACGUGUGAUCUCCAUGAGUCUGACUUGUGACUGGAAUAAGACUGCUUCCCGUUUCUGCGUCCAGUGCAGUUUUCUUAUUGCCGGCAGACGUAGCGUUCCAAGGAUUUUUGCCCGGUAACCUUUAUAUUUCCUGAUCUCUGAACGCCGUUAGACCCUGAAAUGAUGCACUGCCAAGAAGAGGGAAUGACUUCAGAGAGGAUUAUGUCUUUAAGGUUGUACUGCCAAACUUCAACCCUGAGCCCACCGGGGUCGUGUGCCAGUCAUAAUUCUCCAGAAGAUCAAAACCUCCAUCACCUGAACAACAUAGUUUGCAGCAGUUCGACUUUGAGUGUAACAGUACUUGUACAUGUCUAGAAGCACUUCCAUCAUUACCAGAUUGUAAAUCUGGAGAAAACUUUUUCUGAUUUUAGAGGCGACACAGAGCCAAUAAAUGUUUUCAUAGAACACAGCAACAAAAACUUGAACCCAGGUGCCCCCCAUUUUUAGUUUCUUUUUUUUUUUUUUUUUUUAACACUUGCGGUGUUAAUGUCAUGUGACCAUAAGUGUCACUGCAACUUUUUUUCAUUAAUGUCCAUGGAACUUGAUUUAGUAAUCUUAUAAAGAGGAGGAGCCCAUUAAAUGAUGAUGAUCAGGACACACACGUGGAUUUCUGUUUCAUGGCAAAAUUUCUCAAAAUUUGAAUAGUUUCUCUUAAAAAAA